AGAGAGCAGGCUUGCCCAUAGUCAAAGUUAGAGCAUAAUAUUUUUAAUUUUAGAUGUAGAAAAUAAAGGUGUCAAUUGCUUAUUUUUUCAGAUUAUUUUCACCGUGUAAAUAAGGUUAGAAUAGUACGAUCUAAUAUGCAGAACAACCCCCAAGAGCUUUCAUGGCAGGCAAUACAGGCUAUCGUGGGGGUCAAACUUCCACCUAAUGUGCUCCGUUUUGACGAUAUCGGAUUUCAUUUAGUAAAUAAUUCUAAUUCGAGUGCAGAAGAUUCUGAUUCAGAUGUGGAGAUUGUGGAAAAUGAUUGGGAAUCUGACAAUAAUGUAUCCUCGAAACCCGAACAUUCGGACAAUGAGAAGACUUCACCUGACAGAGAACAAAGUGAGUCGCCCGUUCUUCAUCUCGUAGAGCCUGAUAACAAUAACUCACGUAAAGACUCAUUAGAUUACAGAGAUUAUAUAGAAAGAAUGGAUACCAAAGAAUCUCUUGACAGAGAAAGAUUGCCCCAAGUACCAAAUGACGAUGUCGACAGCUCUAGUGGAAAUGUCAUGUCUAUUGAAAACUACUUGGAAGUUACUCUAUCUACUGAAUCCGAGACUAGUCAUACUUGUGGCCAAUGUAACCAAAUGUUUUCCAGUGAGCAGUUAUUAUCUGCACACAAUUGCAGUGCAAAAUCAACUGAAGAGAAAAAAUAUCCUUGUAAUAUGUGUGCAGAAAAAUUCCCCAGUUACUGGGAACUGAGGAAACAUAUGAACAGUCACUUUCCUGGGAUGCUGGACUCUAAAUCAAGCUUUUGCCAUCUUUGUCAAAAAGAUUAUACAAAAACAGGGUUUAUGAAUCACUUGAGAAAGCAUACAGGUGAAAGACCAUUUGUUUGUGAGCUGUGUCACAAAGCAUUCUCUCAGUCCAGCUCCCUUUCAAUUCACAUGAAGUUCCACUUAAAUGUGCGGAAACAUGCUUGCACAGUUUGUGAGAAGAAAUUCGUGACUAAAAGUGAAUUGUCCCGUCACAUGACCGUCCACACAAAACAAAAAUCAUACUACUGUGGUGUCUGUGACAAAGCGUUUACUCGUUCUGAUAAUAUGAAGAAGCAUGAGAAAACUCAUGGGUAGAUGAAAUGUGUAAUCAAAGUGAAGUGCAUCAUGUUAGCCAAGAUUGAAUCAAAUCAAUUGUUCUAAAUGAUGCAUUUCACAACUGCCAGAUUCUCUUAUUGCCAAAUAUUUAGUUUUAUGUUUAUUAUUACUUGCAUUGUUUUAUACCAAAUCCAAAAAUAUGAUCUAGUUCAUAAUUUAGUCAUUAUGGUGUGUUUAUGAGAGUGUUUCACACUCUGUGUGCUGCUGUAGUUGCUUUUUCUAUUAGGGAUUUUAUUUAUGCAAUGUUUUACUGCAUGUUUGGGUUAUAUUAGUAAUAUAUAAUUAGUUUUAUAAAAUGCCUAUUCAGGUGCUCUACAAUAAGGUCAUACAUAUCUCGAUCCAAAGUUGCCUUUUAGAUUAUGAUAAGGUGGAGUUCUAGUUUGUGGACACAGGUUGGAUAUCCUAAAUUUGAUAGACAUAGUAUAUAUUUACAUUAGAUAACUGACACUUUUCAAAAGAUUUGAGGCCUUCUACUAAAUAUCACAAAGUAUAAACUUGUUCCUGCUAUAUUUGCAAGCUUUAAUAUAAAUAAUGUGUAGAUAUAUUUUUGACCUUAUCAGGUAUUUAAAUACCAGUUGUAAAGCAUACCUUUACCUAAGCCAAAUUUUAGAUUAAGUAUUUAAAGUGAUUCAUAUGAACUGUGUUGUAACCAAAGCAAUAAUAUUGUUAAAUGUGCCUAUUUUUGCACAUGUAUACCAAAAUAACUUCUUAGAUAUUAAGGUAUACAAAUUGCUACUGUUAAUUAAUUCAUUCUUAGAAUCAAAUCUUUAUCUCUUGAGGGGUACAUAGAGCCAGCAGUCUUGAAAGACAGAUGGACCACAUUCAGCUGGUAGGCUUAAUGAUGGAAUUGAGAUUCAAAUAGUGACAGGUUGCCAGCCCAUCGCCUAAAAGAUGAAUCCCAAGUUAAGGCGACUAGGGUAUAUAAACCUAGUCGCCUUUUACGACAUCCACAACAACUACUGUACUUAAAUAAUGUAUCACAUUAUUUAAGUACAUUAUGUGAAAAAUAAUAUUAGAACAUUGAUUAAAAUCUUGUGCUUAAGGCAUUAUUUCCUUUUUAUGGUCUCAAAAACUAGUUUAGCCAUUUCGAUCAAGUAGAAUAUUUUUUAUAUUAAUGUAGCACCAGUUGAAGUAAAGAAUUUAAUCAUCACAUUGUUAUUAAUAAUUCAUGGAUUAAUUUAAAAUAGUAAUUUACUUUUUAAUUAUCACAUGAAAAAUAAUGCCAGGCACCUUAAUGUGCAUCAGAUAUUCCAAAGAUAAAUUGGCAAAGAAACCAAAGUUUAUUGUUACUUUUUUAUGUGCCACUUCUAAAUUGGAUGUAGAAUUUGGUCUAAUGUUUAUUUAGCUGUAAUAAUCAUAUUUUAAUAUAUUUAUUUUACUAUUUAAUUUAGAUAUUUAACUGCAUGAUUUUUUCAUAGAUUUAGAAUUCUAUGAUGAAGAGCCAAUUAAAAAAAUUUCGCAAAAAUCUACAAGACUGACAAUAAUAUUCAGAGUAGAUAUUAACUUGUGCACAAACAUUAUUUAUUAUUAAUAAUACAAAAGAUAUAAAUAAUUUUGUAACUAUUUAUCAAAAUGCACUUUGUUACUCAACAUGACAAUUAGAAAUAAGGGCCAUUUUAAUAUGUUUAUUAUAUACUGUGGAAUAUUGUAAUAAUUUGACGAUUUUAUUAAAGAGUUGUUUG
This is a messenger RNA of Amyelois transitella, 2813 nucleotides long. Its product is annotated as protein FRA10AC1 homolog. The transcript has 2 exons. NCBI's taxonomy places the organism in Eukaryota, Metazoa, Arthropoda, Insecta, Lepidoptera, Pyralidae. Gene Ontology annotation, molecular function: phosphatase activity; RNA polymerase II cis-regulatory region sequence-specific DNA binding; DNA-binding transcription factor activity. The coding region runs from base 136 to 1110 and encodes 324 amino acids. The record is from RefSeq and is a predicted model, not a curated record. Gene Ontology annotation, biological process: regulation of transcription by RNA polymerase II; dephosphorylation.